Molecule: messenger RNA, 1404 nt
Organism: Eutrema salsugineum
Lineage: Eukaryota; Viridiplantae; Streptophyta; Magnoliopsida; Brassicales; Brassicaceae
Exons: 1
Coding region: 1-1404 (467 amino acids)
Source: RefSeq, a predicted model, not a curated record
AUGGCGGAUCUCCUUCAUUCUGCAAUCCGUUCGAUGUCACUGGAAGAUGAUGAACCCAUCAAUCUCCCGGACGACCCCCGUUUCAAGGUGUUUGACGCCAACUCUCUGAGUUUACUGGGGAGACUUCUCAACCCUGACAGCCAACCCAUGGCAAAGAUGAUUGAAGCAAUGCCGAGAAUCUGGAGAGUGUACAACAGAGUUCGGGGUAUUGCACUUUCCAAAGACAAGUUUCAAUUCAUCUUUGAAAGAGAGGAAGACCUGGAGAUUGUUCUGAAAGAUAGACCAUGGUCCUAUAAUCAUUGGACAAUGCUUUUGGAACGAUGGACGGCUAACCCACCGGCGGAUUUCCUCACCAAGUUUGAGGUGUGGAUCCAGAUUGCUAAUAUCCCAAUGAAUUUUUAUACUGCAGAGACAAUGUUUGAGCUGGCUAAGGCUGUUGGUCAUCCGGAGGAGAUUGCAUAUGACCCCAAGCGAUCUCAGAAAACGGAAUUUGUACGAGCUAGAGUGACUUUUGAUAUCUCCAAACCGGCAAGAGAUUUCAAGGAUUUAAACUUACCCACUGGUGAGCGAGUUGUGAUCCAGUACAAGUACGAGAAACUGAGGAAGAAAUGUUUUCAUUGUCUGAGACUUACUCAUGAAAAGAGCUCUUGCCCUCAGCUCCGUAAAUCUCAGCCCAGGGGAAAUCCUGACCUCCGAGCCUCUUUGGAAGCCAGACGAAACAUUAACUUUGGUUUGUUGACGGCACCAGUUACCACCAACAAAGCAUUGGAGGUUCCUCCUGGCUUUUCCCCUUUGUUACCUGGGCCCUCACGUGAAGGAAAAAAUUCGAAUCUUCGUUUGGUAACGCACGCUGAGGAUGCAGACAAGCUUGUUCGAAUCGAAAGGGUACGUCAACCGACCAGGGAGGCGACUGAUGAAUCUAUGGUAAAGUUACCCAUGUUCACCACCCAGCUGGACAAAGGAAAAGGACAUGUCUUUGGAUUUGAGGAUUCCUCUAACAGACUUAAGCGUCGAAAUAUCAACAAUGAGCGACCGAUAUUCUCGGCUCCGGGCCAAAAUCCAUUUGGAGACUCUGAUACUGAAAACUCCACGGCGCAUAGCUUCCCUCUUACGGCUCCCACUCGAUUUCCAACGGUUUUUCGGUUAGGCUCCGGUACACAAGCCUUAACGUCCGGGAACUCGAUGACUGGCAGGAAAUACAGACGCAGACCUCAAGCCUGGAAGAGAAGACCUCGGUCAAAUAUCAGUACGCCCACAGAAAAUGGCCUCUUGCCGGAAAACACGACCAAGGAAGGGAUGUCGAAGAGGAAAGCUGGUCCUCCUUCUGUACCCUCUCCUUCCAAAUCUCCCAAACCCAGCGAAAAGACGGUGGCUUCCAGUUUGAAGCCGCUGCAGUCCCAAUGA